AUGCCGGCUGAAGAGGAUCGUGUAGAGGUAUCUAAGGAUGCCAUGCUGUCAAGUCGCGCCUUGAUACCAGAAGUUUUUCAACACAGGUACGACUGCGGUGGGGACGAACUGCGGCACAUCUUCGACAGACAUCGUCCAAAAGAACUCAGUCGUGAUGAAAUCUACGCUGCACAUGCUUUCCUGGCAGAAAUGGGUGCGUGGUAUAUGAGGGAAGUGCUCGCAGAAGAAUUUCGCGAGCUGAAGAAUACCGUGACGGACGAAUACGAAGAGCUGCCCUUCCGAAGCCUAGAUAACGAUGAAAGCCAGGAUGCAGUAACAGCUGCCUGCACUGGACCGGCUCCCUAUAAUUACCCUCGUCUUCUCCCGGAGCCGUCGGCCAUACGGCUCGUGGUGCUGCUACCGUCGCUAGAACAGCAUGCAGACAUCGUGUGCGAACUCUGCAACAGCGCGCUCUCCAACAUUGUUUCGGACAAGUAUGAAGCGCUGUCGUACGUGUGGGGUGACCCCAACAAGAGAAGGCCCAUAAUCGUCAGCCGGAAACUAUUCCAGGCCACAGAAAACCUCGAAGCGGCGCUCAGAAACCUCCGUCAUCCCACUCAGCCGCGGGUGCUCUGGAUUGAUGCCAUCUGCAUCAAUCAGAAUGACGUCCAGGAGCGGAAUGAGCAGGUCAAGCUGAUGGGCGACAUCUAUCGCUGCGCGCGGCGGGUGAUUGUCUGGCUUGGCCCGGAGUCAGAUACAAGCGGCGCCGCGUUCCAGCUCAUGCGCAACAAACCGGACGUGCCGGACUUCGACAACGCUACCCCGCAAGAAAUCAAACGUUUCUGGGCCAGUUUUGUGCCUGGGUUAUUGAGCUUCUGCCGGUUAGUCCGACGUCCAUGGUUCAAGCGCGUAUGGUGCAUUCAGGAGCUUGCCCUUGCACGCGCCGUCGAUUUUCAGUGCGGCCAGCAUUGUGCAUCCAUGAGCGAUUUUGUGUGGAUGAAGGGUAUGUUCUCAAAGGGCGAGCUGUUUUACCAGAUUACUGUCAUCACCGAGAGGGAACUGCGCGGCGGUGACAAUGACUCUGUCAGGGAAGCUUUGUCGUUCUUCAUGAAGUUGGCACACCUACACACAAAGAUGAUCCUCACAGGCCUGCCAGGGUUUCGUCCGGACCGCGAAUCUUCCCACUCUGCUCUCAUAAUUCUCAAUUACUUCCAGGACUGGCUGUGUUCAAAUGAUAAGGACCGCAUCUUUGCCUUCUACGGCCUCGUGUCGGCAAUGAGCCCGGACAAGGACGCGCUCCGUCCGAACUACUCCCUAAGCGUAGACCAGGUGUAUAUCAGAUUUGCCGUUCGAUACCUCCAGCAGCACAAGGAUUUGCACAUCCUAAUCACAGCAACUAGGCCAUUGCUGGGAUUCGUCGAUACUAGUACUGCGCGCGAACUACCCUCGUGGGUGCCCGAUUGGCGGGAUGCUUCGAGACACGGUACACCCAAAGUUCAUUGCUCGAUCGGCAUCUUUGAUGCGCAAGCCACCAUUUCGGACUCAAUCAUAGUCGAAUACGACACCAUGUAUGACGCAUGCCUCAGCCUUCAAGCCACUCAGCUCGAGUUCCACCAGGACUUCCGGACGCUCUGCCUCCACGGCAUCGCGGUGGACAAGAUUGAGGAAACUGGGACCGCCUAUAUACCGGAUGGCUUGUUCAGUUUUACGGGAAAAUCCGAAGUGCUCAAAAAAUGGAUGGAUAUCGCCGCACCGUCCUCCGAGCGCCGCUAUCCCUACACCGGAGAGACUGGCCAUGAAGCAUUUUGGAGGACGCUACAGAUGGAUGACCAGCUCUUGUACAUUCCGACUCAGGAUAAUCUUGCCCGCAUGUUCCAGGAAUCCAAGGUUCCCUUCACAGAGGACGAUGUGGAGCCUGGACCAUGCAGAGAACGGAUCCCACCUGGGACCUCGAAUUUCCUCCCUGCUGGGGAGGAUGAUAUGCAGCGACUGGAGUCUCUAACCUCUGGUUAUAGACCUUUUAUAGGAAGAAAGUUUUUCAAGACCGCCAAGGGGCUCUUCGGGUUAGGUCCAGCCUCGGCUCGCGUUGCAGAUGACGUGGUCGUACUUUUUGGCGGCAGGGCUCCGUUCGUUCUAAGGCCUGAUUGCGAGUCACACAGGGUUUUGGGAGAGUGGUAA
Molecule: messenger RNA, 2157 nt
Organism: Lasiodiplodia theobromae
Lineage: Eukaryota; Fungi; Ascomycota; Dothideomycetes; Botryosphaeriales; Botryosphaeriaceae
Product: Heterokaryon incompatibility protein
Exons: 1
Coding region: 1-2157 (718 amino acids)
Source: RefSeq, a predicted model, not a curated record